This is a messenger RNA of Pistacia vera, 1496 nucleotides long. Its product is annotated as transcription factor MYBS3-like. Bases 300 to 1187 code for a protein of 295 amino acids. NCBI's taxonomy places the organism in Eukaryota, Viridiplantae, Streptophyta, Magnoliopsida, Sapindales, Anacardiaceae. The record is from RefSeq and is a predicted model, not a curated record. The transcript has 3 exons. Gene Ontology annotation, molecular function: DNA binding. Gene Ontology annotation, biological process: response to ethylene; response to gibberellin; response to auxin.
AUACAGAAUUGAAUGGUGUGAAGAGAUAGAAAAGGGUAUUGGAUUUUUCUGAUUUGUUUAGAAAGUAGAAACCGAGUUGGAAAAAGUAAGAAAAUAAUAAAGUAUAUCCAUCCAUCCAUCCAUCCAACCAUCUUCUCUUGGUGUGCAUCCAUUCAUUUUCGUAAAGCCCACCUUGCCCAUCAUUUUAUCAUAUAUGCUACCAACGUAUAAUUCAGCUACUUGCUCUCUUUUCCCUCUUUGUUUUAUUUCGUUUUGGUGUUGGUUGUUGGUCUAAGAAGUUGAGCUCUGUCUGGGUGAAAAUGGGCAGAAAGUGCUCACAUUGUGGGAUCAUUGGCCAUAAUUCAAGGACCUGCACUUCUUUCAGAGGAACUCCUACUGCUUCUGCCCUUCGGCUUUUUGGUGUUCAACUUGACCUUUCGUCUUCGUCUUCUCUUGCCAUGCAGAAGAGCUUUAGCAUGGACUGUUUGCCCUCAGCUUCAGCUUCAGCCUCACUACACUCUUCACCCUCUUCUUCUUCUUCCUUGUCUUCUCUAGUUUCCAUAGAUGAAGAUAAAACUGCCUUGGGCUAUCUGUCUGAUGGUCUCAUGGGUGGUCGUCCUCAGGAGAGAAAGAAAGGAGUUCCAUGGACGGAAGCGGAGCAUCGAACAUUUUUGAUCGGGCUUGAAAUGCUGGGGAAGGGAGAUUGGAGGGGCAUCUCUAGAAACUUUGUGACUACAAGAACUCCAACCCAAGUGGCUAGUCAUGCUCAAAAGUAUUUCCUUCGGCAGGCUAGUCUCAACAAGAAGAAGCGACGCUCAAGCCUCUUUGAUUUGGUCGGGAACAGUAUGGCUGGUGGUCACCCUGUUAAAGGAUUUAAUUCCGAGCAAAGUGAUCCUGUUCCUACUCAAUAUUCAAGUCACCGUGAUGCGGCAAUGCCUCUGGUAGACUACACUUCCUUUAAACAAGAUUUUACUUCAUGUAAUGAAGCAACCGAUGAUCUUCAUCAAGAUCAAUCAACUUCACACGGCCGUCAUCAGGUGGUGCCCAUUUGGCUACAGCAGCCUAAAUCUUCCAUUAAUGCAUCGAAACCAUCGCCUCCAGAUUCGGAAUCAGCCGAUUUAGAGCUCACACUUGCCACCCCAAAGCCUUUGGAAGAAAAGAAAUCAUCAUCUAAACCUCUCUUUAUCAGACCUAUUAGUGUUACCUGAAUACAAUCCAGUGAUAAUCACUAGGAAGUAUCGAAGCUUAUCAAGACCACAUGGUAUUAUUUAAUUAGUAUAGUCAUAAUGCCUCAUCAGACAUUGGAUCCACCUUGUUUUCUGUUUAUUAUUAAUCUCAGCAAAAGAUUUCUUUUGUAGUCUAAGGAUGACUGCUAAAUUUGUGAAAGUAUGUGCUUAAUUAGUUGAUCGAUUAAGUUUUAGGCCUUAAACCCAAGUGACAACUUGUUCAUCUCUUACAUUUUAUGUAAGGAUAUAAAGUAGUUAGGUCAUUAAUAAGAGAAGAAUCAUAUAAUAAUA